GGACUAAAGAGAAGAGGUGGGAAGCAGCCUUCCCCUCCAACUAUCUCUUGGCAGUGUCUCUAUGGCUGCUAUGUUCACUCCUCCAUUGUUCCCACAUUCCAUCGUCGCUGUUACUGGCUGCUACAGAACCCUGACAUCGUCCUUGUGCACUACCUGAAUGUCCCCGCCCUGGAAGAUUGUGGGAAGGGCUGUGGCCCCAUCCUUUGUUCCAUCAGCAGCGAUCGAAGGGAAUGGCUCAAGUGGUCCAGGGAGGAGCUGGUGGGGCAACUGAAGCCCAUGUUUCAUGGCAUCAAGUGGAGCUGUGGGAAUGGGGCAGGUGAGUUCUCAGUGGAACAGCUGGUGCAGCAGAUUCUGGAUACCCACCAGGCCAAGCCCUUGCCCCGUACCCAUGCCUGCCUCUGCAGCGGAGGGCUCGGUUCCACAGGGAGCCUACCCCACAAAUGCAGCAAUACCAAGCACCGAAUCAUCUCCCCUAAAAUUGAGCCUCGGACCUUGGCCAUACCCCCAAUCCCACCUCCAAGACCCCCUGAACCCCUUCCACAGGCUCUCCCACCCCUUACUGAACCCCCUGACCUUCCCAAGGUUGAUACCUCACCCUCUUCCUCUUCCUCCUCUUCUUCUGGCUUUGCUGAACCCCCUGAAAUUAGCCCCAGACCUCCAGUAACUCCAGGAGGGCUGCCCAGGGCAGGACCUGCUCUCCUCCUCCUGACAGGUUUGGAGCAGCUCACUGGGGGUUUAACUCCCAGCAGGCACUUGGCUUCUCAGCCUGAGUUUGGGCCCUCCCUGGGCCUGGCCUUGGUCCUAAGCCCUCAGCCUCCUGCCCCACCUGGCCCUCCCAGUCCCGCCUUUGAUCCUGAUCGAUUUUUCAACAAUCCCAGUCAAGGCCAGACUUACGGAGGUGGGCUGGGGGUGAGUCCCAGUUUCCCUGAGGCAGAGGCAGCCAGAACACCUUGCACAGCCCUGGAACCUGCUGCUGCUCUGGAGCCUGUGACAUCAGAUCAACAGACUACUCCUAAGUCUGGAGAAGGAAGAGAAGGGAACCGAUUCUUUAUUCGAGAUGAUGCAGGUGGAACUGGACCUGCUAUAGUCUCCUCAUCCCCAUCCAUGGAGUCAUCAGCCCGGCCUGGAAGAGGUGAAGGGCUGUUUGGAGGACCAGGGGGGACCAGUGAACUAGAGACUUUCAGUUUGUCUUCCUUCCCAGACCUCAUGGGGGACCUGAUCAGUGAGGAGGCUCCAGGGGCUCCUGGCCCUCCAGCUCUUAGUGUUAUCACUGACUUCUCUCCUGAGUGGUCCUAUCCAGAGGGUGGGGUCAAGGUACUGAUCACAGGUCCUUGGACAGAGGUCUCAGAGCGUUAUUCUUGUGUCUUCGACCACAUCCUUGUGCCAGCCUCACUUGUCCAGUCUGGUGUCCUGCGCUGCUACUGUCCUGGUAUGGAGGAGUGGGAAGCACUGAUCAGACAGGUCAGGGUGGCAUAAUCUCUAGAUGUCUUAUCAGGAGCUUCACCAUUAGAGAUUGGAGGCUGGAGACUUAAUAUGGGGAAACCUAGAAGGUCACCAAGGCUAUAUCUGAAAUUAGUCUCUGUCUUUUUCUCCAAAGUAGCCAGGAGUAAGGAGGCAGCAUUGGGCAAUGGAAGGAAUCCUGAACUUGGAGUUAGGAAAUUUGGAUUCUAGUCUCAGCUCUUCUUAGUCACUGUGUGCCUUAGCCAAGUCAUUUAACUUAUCUGAACCUCAUUUUGUAUUGUCUGGUCUCUAAGACUGUUCCGAGCUUUGUACAUCUAUGGAGUUAAGGGGUCCGACAACUUUAAUCCAAGGUAGAAAAAGA
This is a messenger RNA of Vombatus ursinus (common wombat), 1822 nucleotides long. RefSeq names its product calmodulin-binding transcription activator 2-like. Gene Ontology annotation, molecular function: transcription coregulator activity; double-stranded DNA binding. Gene Ontology annotation, cellular component: nucleus. Lineage: Eukaryota; Metazoa; Chordata; Mammalia; Diprotodontia; Vombatidae. The annotation marks the transcript as partial. Gene Ontology annotation, biological process: regulation of transcription by RNA polymerase II. The transcript has 5 exons. The record is from RefSeq and is a predicted model, not a curated record.